This is a messenger RNA of Salmo salar (Atlantic salmon), 1043 nucleotides long. RefSeq names its product apolipoprotein D-like. Lineage: Eukaryota; Metazoa; Chordata; Actinopteri; Salmoniformes; Salmonidae. Gene Ontology annotation, cellular component: cytoplasm. The record is from RefSeq and is a predicted model, not a curated record. Gene Ontology annotation, biological process: lipid metabolic process; response to reactive oxygen species.
CGUGAUUACAUCUGCCAAAUAUGUGUACGCGACCAAUAAAAUAUGAUUUGAUUAAAAAAUAUAUUUUGAAUGAAGUACUGUAUAUUUGAAGUCAAUUUUCAUUGUCCUCCGACCCAUAAAAUGUGAUUUGAUUUCAAAUGUUUUGAUUUUGAAUGAAGUACUGUAUAUUUGAAGUCAAUUUUCAUUGUCCUCCAAUGGAGUUGCUGACAUUGUCUCUACUCUUAUUUCUUUUGCUCUACAGACCCCAAGAUGCAGGCUCUACAGGUUUUGUCUCUGACUCUGCUGUCCGUUCUGGCAGCUAACGCCCAGACCUUCCGCCCUGGAAAAUGCCCCCAACCCCCCGUCCAGGCUAACUUUGACGCCGCCAGGUAUCUGGGCAAGUGGUAUGAGAUCCAGAAGCUCCCUGCCAUCUUCCAGAAGGGCGAGUGCAGCACUGCCACCUACUCAUUGAAGAGCCCCGGAGUAGUUGGUGUGCUCAACAGGGAGCUGCUGUAUGUACAUUUAAGAGAUCGUUCAACAAAAUACUCUUCCCCUGGCCCCUACUGGGUGUUGUCCACUGACUACAAGGGCCACUCUGUGGUCUACAGCUGCACCGAAUUCCUGGGCGCCUUCCACGUGGACUUUGCCUGGAUCCUGAGCAGAGAGCCAACCCUCUCUAAGGAGAAACUUGGGGAGCUGUACAACUUGUUCACCUCCAACGGCAUUAACAUCGACGUGAUGACCGUCACCGACCAGAGCCAAGAGCUGUGCGUCGACAUGCCUCUGUGGGCCUAAGAGACUACCUGAUUCAGUCUAGAAAAUGCAUACGUUUUACAUUCAUCACAUGGCAUGCACAUAGAGUCCAAAUUAUUAGGACAUGUAAACACCUUCAUCUGCUUUUCAGCUGUGGAUUUGAUCUGCGCAGGUGCUAGCACCAGCCGAGCGAGCCUCCCUCUUUAGUGCGAGUGAAGUGAGUUCGGAACAACUGAAUGUAUGCUCCUUAGAGGUAGUUUUCACAUACAAACAUGUUUACAAAUUAAUACAAAAUUAAAAGCUGAAAUUGA